This is a messenger RNA of Mytilus trossulus (common blue mussel), 1671 nucleotides long. Its product is annotated as tumor necrosis factor receptor superfamily member 5-like. Bases 145 to 1272 code for a protein of 375 amino acids. Gene Ontology annotation, molecular function: protein binding. The transcript has 7 exons. The record is from RefSeq and is a predicted model, not a curated record. NCBI's taxonomy places the organism in Eukaryota, Metazoa, Mollusca, Bivalvia, Mytilida, Mytilidae.
UUCAAGUUGGGUUUUUAUCAUUCAUUUGUUUAAGUGACGGAUACAUAACAUGUUUAUUUAACAUGGUUUAAUUUCACAUGUUCAACUGUACAGUUCAUAAAUUUAGUUACAUGUAGUACUAAAUCCAAUUAACUUUAAAGAAGUAUGAAACACUUAAAAUAUCUUGAUGUUUACAUUAUUCUGACGGUUAUAUUUGAAUUUGUCUUGGAUGUAACGGUUGUGUAUGGCUUAAACGAAAGUUGGUCUUCUUAUUCAAAGGAUGGGACAUUAUGUUACUACUGUUCCCCGGGAACUUAUUUUAUUGAUGACUGUCUUACCCACAAUACUCAGGCUCAGUGUAAACCAUGCCCAACACAGACAUUCAUCACCUCCAAGAAUAUCGCUAUUUACUGUAAGCCUUGUACUCAAUGUGACCACGUAGUUAGAAAUUAUUACCUCGCAAUUGUGUUAGAAAAAUGUACGUCUACCUCAAAUACAGUUUGUGGAUGUAAACCUACACAUCAUUUUAUUCAAGAUCAUGGCGGGCUCGGAAGAGGACAUUGCUUCGAAAACACUAAAUGUUCAGCAGGCAGUGGACUCAUUAAACAAGCUACUAUGUUUUCGGAUACAGAAUGCACUGAAUGCAAUUUAGGAUACACAUAUAGCCCGUUCGAUUCAUACGAAAGUUGUAUCCCAUGUACAGAACAUUGUCCAAAUGGUACUCACAUCAAAAAUCCUUGCAAUCGUACGAACAAUAUCGUAUGUGAAAAAGACAAAGGUUUGCCAACACAGACGAAUAAUACGAAAAAUGAUAAAUUAACAAUGCGGCUUGCCAUUGUAUGUAGUACAGUGAUACCGGUGACGAUUGUCAUUGUCUGCUACAUUGUACUUAUAAAACGAAGACGGCGAGAAAGGCCAUCGAAUUCGUUUCAACUCGAUGACUUUAUGAGAGACAUACCUCCGUGGAUGAAAGAUUGUAUAAUUAACGACGUUGUAAACUGGCCAAAGCUGUUUGGCUGUUGUUCUACACAAGGGUUUGUGCUACCAGAUUGGGAAUCCUUCAUCCGAGAUUUAUGUAGGGGAUCAGAAAUGGCAGAACACGGAGAAAGAAUCGUAGCCUUAAGUAAAGAAUCGUAUGAAAAAGAUAAAGCAAAAUCUCGUAUGUAUUAUGCCAUGGAUCUAUGGAAGCAGAAGAACGACACAGGGGACGAUAUCAAAAUGUUGAAAACUUUCGCCUGGGCUUUUCGAAAUCAUCGAACUACUAUGAGAGAAAUGGUCUGCUGUUUAAAAUAACAAGAAGUAUCAUUGUCAUGGCGCUCAGUUUCGUCAUAUCUUUGCUCAACUACUUAAUUGUCCAACCAAUUGCAAACAUAUUUUGCAUUUUUAAAACCGGUGAUGUAUACAUGUGCCAAUAAGUUCUUGAUCAAUUAAGUUCAAUUUCUCGCUUAUUUUAAUAUGCAUCACUUUUUCUUUUUUUAAGUAGUAUUAAGUAAUAAUUCAAUUUUGAAUGUUACACGUCUUGUGAUUGGCUGACGUUGUUUGGUUUAUCAGCUCAAAGACACAACUUAGUCAUGUGACCGUGACGUUAUUAAAGUUUGUUCGUGGUUUACUCCGAUUUUAAAUUGAAUUAAGAAUUACAUCAUAACAAAUAACUGUAAUUUUUUUCUGGCUUUUCGAAAUAACAUAAAAAUG